This is a messenger RNA of Fopius arisanus, 637 nucleotides long. Its product is annotated as adrenodoxin. Lineage: Eukaryota; Metazoa; Arthropoda; Insecta; Hymenoptera; Braconidae. The record is from RefSeq and is a predicted model, not a curated record. Gene Ontology annotation, biological process: P450-containing electron transport chain. Gene Ontology annotation, molecular function: 2 iron, 2 sulfur cluster binding.
AGUAAAAGUGACGUUCAUACGAGCAAGUGGAGAAAGAAUCGAAGCGAAAGGAAAAAUAGGAGAUACGCUCUUAGAUAUUGUUGUGAAUAACGAAAUUGAUUUGGAUGGUUACGGUGCCUGUGAAGGGACGCUGACAUGUAGUACAUGUCAUUUAAUAUUUCCAAAGGCUGUUUAUGAUAAAUUACCUGAUAAACCGACUGACGAGGAGAACGAUAUGUUAGAUUUGGCCUCUGGAUUAACGGACACAUCUCGACUCGGUUGUCAAAUAGUUCUAACGAGCAACCUGGAUGGACUCGAGGUUAAAGUUCCCCCAACGCUGUAUGACGCUCGAAGCUGAGAAGAAUUUAAUAAAAAUAAUUAGUAAAAAUGGAAUUCAGUGAUCACCAGCUCCUGAAGCGAUUGAUGACGAGUGGUUGGCCUUACCUGCAUGAUUGACACCUGAAUUGAUAAGUUAUUUUUAUCAGAUGUAAAUAAUAGUGCAAAAACACUGAUCAAGUCUUCAGCGUUACUAUUCGACGAUCAAAAAUAAACAGUCGUUGCAAUUGCGAAAGCAUCACUACAUUAAUGAGUAAUUGAGAAAUGAAUAUUUUUUUUGUAAUAGUAGGAAUAAAUUGAACAUUUAUUUUACUGUUUAAAA